Molecule: messenger RNA, 2842 nt
Organism: Pipistrellus kuhlii (Kuhl's pipistrelle)
Lineage: Eukaryota; Metazoa; Chordata; Mammalia; Chiroptera; Vespertilionidae
Gene: SLA
Product: Src like adaptor
Exons: 8
Coding region: 283-1113 (276 amino acids)
Molecular function (GO): protein binding
Source: RefSeq, a predicted model, not a curated record
CCCCUGGCCGUCCGCGGAGAGGAGGCUGCCCGGCGCUCUGAAAACAGGAACCUGCCCCCGCGGCCCGCGCCGCCCGCUCCUCGCAGAGGAAGUGUGUGGCGGGUGUAGCAACUGCUGCUCCUCUCGAUAGCAUGGGCUCGUGGACACCCCGGGGAGGCCGGGUCCCCCGCUCACUCUGCUGACGGAGAGGCCGUGCCGGGACCCUCGCCAGCUGCUCCCGGGGAGACCAUGGCCAGCCUCUGAAGGCUCCGCGCGUCGGCCGCCGCCCGGGGAGCCAGAGACAUGGGCAACAGCGUGCGAUCCGGCCCGGCGCCGCCCGAGAGGCCUCCGCCCUGCUCCGACGGGGUGGAGAGCGACUUCCUGGCCGUGCUGACCGAUUACCCAUCUCCUGACAUCAGCCCCCCAAUAUUUCGCCGAGGGGAGAAGCUGCGUGUGAUUUCUGACGAAGGGGGCUGGUGGAAAGCCAUCUCCCUCAGCACCGGGCGGGAGAACUACAUCCCCGGGAUAUGCGUGGCCAGAGUGUACCACGGCUGGCUGUUCGAAGGGCUGGGCAGAGACAAGGCCGAGGAGCUGCUGCAGCUGCCCGACACCAAGAUCGGCUCCUUCAUGAUCCGGGAGAGCGAGACGAAGAAAGGCUUCUACUCGCUCUCGGUGCGGCACCGGCAGGUCAAGCACUAUCGCAUCUUCCGGCUGCCCAACAACUGGUACUACAUCUCUCCGCGGCUCACCUUCCAGUGCCUGGAGGACCUGGUCAACCACUACUCCGAGGUGGCCGAUGGCCUGUGCUGUGUGCUGACCACGCCCUGCCUCACCCAGAGCACAGCCGCCCCAGCCGUGAGGGCCUCCGAGUCACCCGUGACCCUGCGCCAGAAGACCCUGGACUGGAGGAAGAUGUCCAGGCUGCAGGAGGACGCCGAGGGCGUGGGGAACCCGCUGGGGGUGGACGAGUCGCUCUUCAGCUACGGCCUCCGGGAGAGCAUCGCCUCGUACCUGUCGCUGGCGGGCGAUGGCCCCGCGCCCCUGGACCGCAAGAAGAAGAGCAUCUCCCUGCUGUACAGCGGCAGCAAGCGGCGGAGCGCCUUCUUCUCCUCGCCGCCCUACUUCGAGGACUAGCCCGGGACGGACGGACAGGCGGGCGGGCGGGCGGGCGCACGCUGUGUGCCCAGCGGGCGCAGACUCUGAACUCUCGCCUCGGGUCCAGCCGGGGGCCCCGUUUGCCUGGUUCCUGGGAACCUCGCCUCUUUCAGGCGCCAAGAGAAGCUACCUGAGCUCGCGCGCCCACCUCCUCUGUCCACCUGGGGACACAGGGCCCUCCCCUUUGGCGUCGGGCCUGUCCUGGACACCGGACCUCGACCCGCGAAGGGACCGUGCAAUGCUUGGAAGAGCCUGCCUGUGCGCUGUGUGCUCAUCACGUUUGCGGGGAAGACAGCCCCUCUCUCCCAAGAAAGGACGCAGGGCCCACCCCCAGCCAUGGUGCUCUGAGCUCACUGAGGACACCGCGGAAGGAGAAGAGCUGGGAAGAUGAGCCAACAGCUGCGUCCCAGGAAAAGGUCCCUGCACGGCACCUUCUCAGCCGUUGGUUGGCAGAGGCCUUGGUUCAUGCGCGCCGCCUAGCGAAGGAGCUCAGGGGCCUUGAAAGCUCGCCCACCGUCCUAGCUAGCUCUGAGGCUCUCUUUGCCCCGGGUCUCAACACCACGUAUGCAGAGGCCACACGGCCUCCCCGGCCUCUGCAGGGGCGAGGCCCAGGGGCGAGGGGAGGCUGCUGGGAGGGGCUAUGGUGCGGACGGACUGUGCCAGUGUCCACCAUCUUCCGCUGCAGCUUCCCCGCACAGAGCUUGGAGGGUAACCCCUAGUCCCCACAUCCACGCGCCCAGACCCCCUCCUGGCUGCGAAGAGGCUCCGUGUCCUGUCCGAUGUGAGGUGCCAGGAAAAAAGAAAAAAGAAAAAAAAAAGACCGCUGAGUCCCAGGCCCCAGCCGAGGUCCACAUGCGGACAGAGAGAACGUGUGCAAACGGAGAUCACGAGAGGGGGUGCCAAGGCAGACAACGGCGCCUGGCUCUGCGUGGGACAGGGGUCACGGGGAUGACCCCGAGCCCAGGUCUCAGCUGGACCUUUGGAGAGAGAGGGCGUGGCUGGGCGGAGGAGGUCAGAAUGGCCGCCCAUUGAUAAGUUCUAGAGCCUUCAUUUGACCAGUGUUUUAUCCUAUGAAGGGAGUGGCUCACACACACGGAUCCAAGAGCUGAGCUUGGGAGCGGAGGGGCUCAGGGGGGCUCAGUUCUGGCUCCAUCGCUGCAGGAGAUGAGAGAGCAGCGGCCAGGGCCUCUCGAGGAGAAGCCGGGUCUCCAGCUGCCCACGGCCCUGCCCCUGCCAGGAAGGCUGCCCGGAGCCAGGCCUUGCUCUCCCCGCUGGCAGGGGCAGGGAGGGAAGUGCCUGUGUCGGGGUGCCUCUCGCUGCCCCAGGAGGGCAUCUGUCUGUCCGUCCGCAUUGCGCAUUCUGCACUUCUGAGGUCACUGUGCUCACCGCACGUGUUGACGCGUUUACAUGCUUUUCUGCAUCCGCAGAGCCCGGGCCGAUUACGCCAAGAGACAUCUGGGGUUCCCUGGCCCCCAAAAGGGCUUCACGGGGACUGGCCGAGGCCUGGGCAGUGCCUGCAGCCCGUGCACACUGCCGCGGACAUAAAGCCGGGGCCGCCACCGGCCAGGUGUCUGCACAGGGUCCCCCGUGGGCUUUCCGUGGUGACUCACGUGGGGAGGACACGCGAGGGAUUUCUGAGCGGGAAGCAUUACGUUUUUGCUAAAUCAUGUAUUUAUUCCUGAUUAAAAUAAACCUAAUGCGUAUUUAA